Molecule: messenger RNA, 1470 nt
Organism: Lodderomyces margitis
Lineage: Eukaryota; Fungi; Ascomycota; Pichiomycetes; Serinales; Debaryomycetaceae
Exons: 1
Coding region: 1-1470 (489 amino acids)
Biological process (GO): transmembrane transport; amine transport
Molecular function (GO): amine transmembrane transporter activity
Source: RefSeq, a predicted model, not a curated record
AUGAACAACCCCAAUGAGAAAGCAACAAUGGUGAUAAGAUCUAUUCAAGAAAUCGGACCGGUUAAAUCUUCAAGCAAUGAGGCAGAUCUAAAAUCGUCUAGUGGAGAAGAAGGAAAGGUAAAGUCAGUAGAGGAGCCUUACUGUUUACUUUCUUUCAAAAGAAAAUCCAUCAUAAUAGCAAUUGCCACUGUAACUGGAUGUUUAGGUCCAAUAUCGGGCAACAUUUACGUGCCUAUAUUACCCCAAUUGCAAGACGUGUUUCAAGUUUCAAGAACCACUAUGAACGGAACAAUAUCAGUUUUUAUGGCUGUUUUUGCGUUUGCUCCAUUAAUUUGGGCUUCGUGGGCAGACUAUAGAGGAAGGAAAUUGUUGUAUCUUUUGCCCCUCCUUUUCUUUAUAAUUGCAAAUAUUUUGCUAGCUGCCGUUCCAGCAAAUAUUGGAGCUCUUUAUGUGCUACGUAUAGUGCAAGCUUUCGGUGCCAGCAGCGCCAUAUCUGUUGGAGCUGGUAUAGUGGCUGACAUUAUUGAGCCAAAGAAUAGAGCCAAGGCUAUUUCCAUUUUUAUGUGGGGCCCCCAAUUGGGUCCCGUCUUUGGUCCGUUGUUGUCUAUGAUAUCGAUUGCUUCGUGGAGAUGGAUAUUUGGCUUUUUGGCCAUCCUAGGCUUUGUGGUUUACCUUUGUAUACUUUUCUUGCUUCCCGAGACUUUGCGCUACUUGGUUGGAAAUUGUGCAUGCUACCUGAAUCAUAUGUUUGUCAAGCCUCGCCUAGGUCAGGAAAAGUUGGUGAAGGGGUAUCCCCGCCCACCUAAACCUAGUGUUAACAACUAUUUUCGAUUAAUCAAGUACAAGCCAGUGUUAUUGUGUUCAUUUAAUUCGGGGAUGCUAUUUGCCAGCUUCUACGGGGUUAUGGUUACAUUUGCUCAUGUUUUGCAAGAUAACUACUCGUUCAGUGAUAUAAAUAUUAGCUUUAGCUAUGUAUGCCCUGGUUGUGCUUUAAUUAUUGGUCUGACAAUAGGUGGUUGGUUGUCUGACAAAUUACGUGCCAGAAUGCAAGCAAAGUAUGUGACCUACGUUCCCGAAUAUCGAUUCUCCAUCCAAAUAGUGGGGUUGCUCAUAUCUAUGACUGGUUUAAUUGGUUAUGCCUGGACUGUGGAUAAACAAGCACCGGUUUGGUCUGUGUUUAUAUUUACUUUUUUAACUGGGUUUGGAAUGACCUGGGUAUUUGUAGCAACGACUACAUAUUUGACGGAAUGUGUGCCUGCUCAGCCUAGUGCAAACGUGGCCAUUGGAAAUUUGAUGAGGAAUAUUGCAGCCGCAAUCUGCACUGCUAUCAUUGAUGUUUUGAUCAAGAAGAUGGGGUUUGGCUGGUGCAUGACUGGCCUUGGUCUUUUGAACUUGAUUGGAAUUGGCUUUGUAAUUAUCUUAUUGAAAUUUGGACCACGUUGGAGAAGAGAAUAUUUUGAAGAGAAGUGA